Messenger RNA from Arthroderma uncinatum, 327 nucleotides. Its product is annotated as FKBP12. The transcript has 5 exons. The coding region runs from base 1 to 327 and encodes 108 amino acids. Gene Ontology annotation, molecular function: peptidyl-prolyl cis-trans isomerase activity. Lineage: Eukaryota; Fungi; Ascomycota; Eurotiomycetes; Onygenales; Arthrodermataceae. The record is from RefSeq and is a predicted model, not a curated record.
AUGGGCGUCACCAAGACAGUCCUCAGGAACGGCAACGGCGUCGACCGGCCCAUCAAGGGGGACGAGGUUGUCAUCGACUAUCGCGGCUGUCUCUACGACCCCAGCAGAGCCACAUACCACAACAUGGGGAAACAGUUCGACUCGUCACAGGACCGAGGAGAGUUCAAGACUCCAAUUGGCAUCGGCAAGGUCAUUCGAGGCUGGGACGAGGGCGUGAUGAACAUGACAGUUGGCGAGAAGUGCAUACUGACCAUCAGCGGGGAUUAUGCAUAUGGCGACCGUGGCUUCCCCGGACUAAUACCACCGAACUCUACACUCGUCUUGUAA